AUGGUCCCAGUUAGCCCCAGUGUAGUGCCGCUAACUCCCAGUGAAGGCAGCGGGGAGGAAAAGGCCCGGAGAUGCCCCCGGAGGAGGGGCUGCAAAGCCAGCCCAGGGAGCUGUGAGGAGGAAAGAGCCGUCCUGUGCCGGGAAGGCGGCCGGAGCUUGAGCCGGAGCUCCGAGCUGGUGGUCCCUGAGCAGCCUCCCAGCAGGGAGAAGCCCUUCAGCUGCUGGGAAUGUGGGAAGAGCUUCAGGAAGAGCUCAAACCUCCUCACCCACCUGCACAUCCACACUGGGGAACGGCCCUACACGUGUAGGGAAUGUGGCAAGAGCUUCAGAAGGAGCUCUACCCUGCUCAGGCACCAGCUCAUCCACACUGGGGAAUGGCCCUACACAUGCAGGGAAUUUGGAAAGAGCUUCAGUGACAGCUCAAACCUGAUCCAACACCAGCGCAUCCACACUGGGGAGAGACCCUACAAGUGUGGGGAAUGUGGGAAGAGCUUCAGGAACAGCUCCAGCCUCCACACUCACCAGCUCAUCCACACUGGGGAACGGCCCUUCAAGUGCUUGCAAUGUGGGAAGAGGUCUCAGAGCAGCUCCAAUCUCCUCCUGCAUGAGCGGACACACAGAGGGGAGAGGCCCUUCUACUGCACUGACUGCAGGAAGGGCUUCAAACAGAACUUCCACCUCAUCAGGCACCAGCGCAUCCACACCGGGGAGAGGCCCUACAAGUGUGGGGAGUGUGGGAAGAGCUUUACCCAGAGCUCCCACUUGACCAAACACCAACGGACCCACGAUUAA
Messenger RNA from Empidonax traillii (willow flycatcher), 792 nucleotides. RefSeq names its product zinc finger protein 239-like. Gene Ontology annotation, molecular function: DNA-binding transcription factor activity, RNA polymerase II-specific; RNA polymerase II cis-regulatory region sequence-specific DNA binding. Gene Ontology annotation, biological process: regulation of transcription by RNA polymerase II. The transcript has 2 exons. Lineage: Eukaryota; Metazoa; Chordata; Aves; Passeriformes; Tyrannidae. The coding region runs from base 1 to 792 and encodes 263 amino acids. The record is from RefSeq and is a predicted model, not a curated record.